UUUUAGCAAUCCAUACAAUUUUCUUUACUACUAGCGCCAACGUCUCCAAAUCAAUGUCUCUCUCAAAUCAAUCGGGGUAUAUCCACAAGUAGUUUUACAAUUUGUCAAGCAAGUUUUUUUGUUAGCCAAAAUAUUUAUAAUUUUUAAGCAAUCCGAGGGUAUUCUUAUUCGAAAAAAUGUGUUUUACUCCGCCAACAUGACAUAAAGAGCUAGGAAAGUGGUCACCAAGCCGUUUGGACAUCGCAAAAGGUCGUUAGAGUAAUUGAUAACUGGGAAAGGGUUAAAAUAUCUUCGAAGAUUAAGAACACGCUGUGAACAUGGCGUUUUCUAUACGAAAGAUGUUUUCUAAUAUAUCUUAUUUCUCAAAAUCUGGCGACCAAGCUAGUCCAGAUGGGUUUAGUCAAAAUGAUGCUAGAAAUACGAGCUAUAUUAAUGAAUCUACACGCAGCAUGAAUUUUCAAUCUAUUGAGCCCGAUUCUACUUCUAAACUACAUGCAACCAGUCUCAAGCUGCCAGAAUCAGUAAAAAAGUAUGGUGCUAAAAAAGGUUCGUUAUCCGAUACUGAUCUUCUCAAAAGCGAUGAUUUCGGUGCAAAAAAUUAUAGAACAAAGAAUAGAAAUUUAAAAUUGGAUAUAAGGAAAGCCAGCCAGUCUAUGACGGAGUCUCUAUCACAAACGGACAAUCCGUAUAUUGAAAAUACUCCAAAACACAUCUCGUUAGAUUGCAAAAGUGCUGAUUUAUUUAGUCAGAAAUUUAAACAGUUGAAUUUCAGCCGUUCAUUCGAAUUUGAGAUAUCCUCGGAGUCUGAGGAAGAGUUAGAUAUAGAAUCAUUGUCCGAAUGUUCCGAUACGGACGUCUCUGUGAAGGAAGACGAUAAGACUGAUAUCAAAAUGUGCAGAAAAGUCGGGUCCGUCUGCGAGAACCAAUUAGUUCCAUCAGCAACUCCAGAAUCGUUCGGUGAUGUUGAAUUAGACCGCAACGAGGAAGAACGGAUCUCCCUAUUGCUAAACUACCAAAUGAAGUUUGAAAAAAUAGAAUGUGUUUUGAAAAAACUGCUCUCUGAAUUCCAAUUCCAUAUUGAAGUGUCCAAAAUAUUCAACAGCAAAUCUAUUGUCACUGCGUUACCCGGUACAGAUGUUUCUAACAUCCCAAAAAUGUUAGGUCAAGUAACGUAUAUGGACAACGUGAAACGUGACUCUCCAACGGAAUCCUGGAACAUUAUAAUGGAGAAAGAGGACGUAGCUACAAAGUAUAAGUUCCGGAAGCAACUUCUGUCACUCAGACACUGCCUGGACAAUUUCGCAGGGAAUUACUUACAGAAUGAAGAACCAAAGAGAGCGAAGCCAGUUAUUAAACGCAGCAUAACCUUCGAACUUCAUAAAGGCAAGCGUAUUCACAAGAACUUAAAAAUGACAAAUAAAAAACGGCUCAAACAUUUCGAUUUUCCUGACCACAGAGAUGCAUUACUCAAUCUAUUUAAAGAAACCGAUUUUGAUGAGACUGAUACUCAUUUAGACCGGACCGAUGAUGGGUCACAUAAGUGUGCAUGCCAAUGUCAUAAUCAGUCACUUAAUCAGUCAGAUUCCGGUCUUACAAAAGAAAAUCUGUCGAAUCAAUCGAUAACAUCGUCUAUUGGGAACUUUAGCUUGGAUUCUACUACUCUGUCAGCUUACUCUGAGUCUUUAGAUCAGGUUAUAAGCUACAACAGCUUUGAAGAUUCCAGUCUUUUUAAUUCUCUGCAGCAGAAGCCAGCAGUGGAACGUAUAACGUUCUACGUCCAAGCUCACAGCAUACAAAUUCAUUCAUACGCCGAUGGGAUUGAAACCAAGAACUGUAUAUCAUUCUUCUGUCCCGCUUGCGAUAUAACUGAGAGGGAAGAAGACGGUCUACUGAAACAUAUUCUCAGUCAAAAACACUGUGAAAAAAUACACUUUUUAUACAAGAGUGUGUAUAUAAAAAAAUGUGUUGCGUUAGGAAAAGAGAUUCAACCAAGUACGGUUUUAAACCCGAUGACUAUGUACAGAGAUGAUAAUAAGAUAGUUUGCUUUGGGGAUGCUGUGUACGCUUGCUCUUUAUGCUUCGAAAAUAAUAUAGUCGGAGAGUCGAUCCUGAUGGCUCAUUGUGCAGAAGAAAUCCAUGCGGAACGCAAAGAAAAAAUGUAUGAAAUGUUCGAAUGAAUUUACAAGGCAGGACCGGGUAAAACUUUUAUUAACUUUAUUUUAAAAUAACAUGUGCAUUUCGGUCUUUUUUUCAUUUUCUGUUUCGGACUUGCAUGCUUGCAUGUAAUUUUUUAGCUAAUUUUAAAAACAGCUGUUUGUUGACUGUUAAAUUAUAAUUUUUUUUAAAUUUGAACUUAAAAAACAAUUGCUCAAUCCAAAAAUAUAGAGAGAAAAUUUGCCAAUAAAUAGCUGUUUUCUUCCCUAAGCAUAGACAAUGACAUUUUGUAAUCUUUUCUUUUUAUUUUUAAACUUUUUUCUUUAUUUUUUCUUUUACACAAAAAGAUCUUUACAUAAUAUUUUUAUAACUAAGUAAUUGCUAGUCUUUUUUUGUUUUUACAAAAAUCGAUGGUUAUUUAUUAAUUAUUAGUGGAAAUUAUAAAAAGGUGCUCGAUACAAUAGCACAGAUUGUGUUCAAACUUAUGUCUGUCCAUUGUAACAGUUUUAGCGAAAUAUAAAGCCAUUUGCCUGAAUAGUUGUCGCUUUUUCAAAAUCAAAUUCAUUUAUUUGGCUUCAAUCAAUCAAUCAAUUAUGAACAUUUACAACCAUUACAAGCAGUUAUGAACGUCAAAAAUAUAACUAAGUUUGAUUCCAGUUGCCCAUUCCAAAAGUGGCUUCCUAUGGAGAAGAGCGGCCAAGAAACUCCCUGCUCUCGUCUAUGCAACAUAAAAAAAAAAAACUAAAAAAUUCGACUCCAAUAAUGUACCUACCUCAAAUCUUCUCUUAAGUAUGACAAAUACCAUGCUGAAAACCGCACCAAACAAAGAUACAUAGUUACACUCACAAAUAACGUGGCUCCCUAUUGAUUAAAGAAUUUCCAAAAUCGAUUCAAAUAUCCAGAGAUUCAACCAAGAGAGUUAGUCUCCAAGGGGUAUUGGGUUGCCCGGGUAACUGGGUUGAGGAGAUCAGAUAGGCAGUUGCUCCUUGUAAAACAUUAGUACUCAGUUGCAUGCGGUUAGUCUGGAAGCCA
Helicoverpa zea (corn earworm) is the source of this 3186-nucleotide messenger RNA. RefSeq lists its product as uncharacterized. The transcript is spliced from 2 exons. Bases 318 to 2177 code for a protein of 619 amino acids. The record is from RefSeq and is a predicted model, not a curated record. NCBI's taxonomy places the organism in Eukaryota, Metazoa, Arthropoda, Insecta, Lepidoptera, Noctuidae.